UCCCCUUACUGGCCUGCUAUGUUCGCGCUUCUCCUGCAGAAAAGUCCUUCUCGUCUGCUCUUUCCUCACGGGCAUCGCUGUGAGCAUGUGCUACUUCGCAGAAAGCACCCUCUUUAUUGUCGUCUUCUUUGGAAUCAUUAACGGGACCACGCUUUCGGGGCUCUACAUCGCUGUUAACCUGCUCGUGGCACAAUACUUUGAGCAGCGAAGGGCCACCGCCUGCAGCUUGAUGUUCACCGCCGGAGGACUCAACACAAUCGUCUUUCCACCGCUUAUAGAACUCUUCUACUCACGCUAUGGUAUCCACGCAGCGUUCUUACUCUACGGAGCCAUCUUGAUGAACGCAUUUCCGUGCUGCAUCGCUCUAAGAGACCCACCAUGGUUAGAUAAGCACAAUUUCUUGAGCAAUAGAAAACGCCGAACGUUGGACACUGUUUGCACUGCAAGGAGUCCUGUAGGCGGGGAUACCACUUCUCAAGACACCAAUAUUGCGAAAUGUGUCGAAAGUAACGAUGAACUGCAUCUUUUCUUGGAUAAAAGGAGUGUAGAGAAAAAUGUGCAACGUAUCAGCUUAACUAAUACCAAUGGUACACCCACCUCCUCCCGCUUUUCGAUGAGUAGCAGGCUGGAGAGAAAUUACGUCGUUGACUGUUUCAAGCAUAAACUGGCACCAUUCGCCACACUAUCAUUUUUAGUGAGCGCUGUGUCGUUCACGGUUGUGAACUUCGGGAUGGCAUUAUACGUCCUGCUUUCAACAGACCUAGCAAGUGACCAUGGCGUUGAACAUUCAAGCUCAGUUUAUCUUCUUCACGCUUUCUCCGCGAGUGACAUCGUCUCCAGAGCUCUCAGCGGUGUCAUCAUCGACUCUAAGAUUCUGUCCCUGGAGUCCGUGAUGCUCCUGGGGUAUCUUGUCCAAGGUGCUGCUUUCGAGAUGCUCGCGUGGUUUGGUACGUUCCACAUGAUGCUGGCUGCUUCGGCGCUGAUGGGCCUCACAUGCGGCGCGAGGAUCGCCCUUCAAGCCCCCGUGAUUGCGAAAGACUUUGGUCUCAAGAAGCUUCCCGUCGUUAUGGGAGCAAUCUACUUCUGCAUUGGCGUAGCGUUGCUUCUGCGCCCACCAAUCGUCGGCUACUUCCGAGACAGGCAUGGAUCCUACAGUGGUCUCCUUCACUCCACAGCCAUCGUUAACGGUUUGAUGGUGGUUGUCUGGAUCAUAAAACUACUCAACGGCAGGAAACAAUUAUUGCCGACAAAGGCGGUCCAAUACUCGAAGGAAAUUCGAAAGGAAAUAGGGACGGAGCUCCUGGAGCUGGGCAGAACAGCAGCAAGUGAUGCUGGCCAGUGACACCUUGUUACGUCUCAACGCCAUCAAGGGUGUUAAUUAAACGUUUGUCACGCGUCCAACCACCGCACCUCCUAACCAGACGUCAGCACAGCGUGGACAGCGACUGCAAGCGCUCACCGCACCAUUACCUGGGAACCGGAGACAAGGAUGAACGGGAGGGAACCAUGACAACGAAUGAAUAGGCGCCGUUAAUUCAACGAGUCAAAUCACCACCCAUCCCUCGGCACUCAUCCAGCCGUCAAGACAGCGUGUAAACCGGCUGUUGCAGGAUUCCAUGAAAUGCCCUUACCUUGCAGACUGAGCGAAGAACGCGCUGGGCAACGGCGAACGAACCAGGUGUCGGUGCAUGAUUUGUUCGACAAAUUCCAAACCACUUUCUUCGAGGCGGAGUUUCUGCGGGUUAUGGAUAGCAUGGGUAUAUUAUUGCAACGGAGUCGACAAUGGCGAUAUGCUGCUGGAUAGUUCUCAGAUUUCCUAGUCGACUCGCCUAGGGAAGACGAUGGGAUUAAAAGCAGAUAAUUCUCGUGAGUAGGGUCCUGAUGUGAACUAAGACGUUAACCUGCAUCUGCAUGGAGUGGGGCUCGGCACUGGAGCCGUGUAACUAAGCUAAAUAAACCCUUUUUCCUUCA
Messenger RNA from Dermacentor andersoni, 1971 nucleotides. Lineage: Eukaryota; Metazoa; Arthropoda; Arachnida; Ixodida; Ixodidae. The record is from RefSeq and is a predicted model, not a curated record.